Molecule: messenger RNA, 2155 nt
Organism: Cucumis melo (muskmelon)
Lineage: Eukaryota; Viridiplantae; Streptophyta; Magnoliopsida; Cucurbitales; Cucurbitaceae
Product: glucan endo-1,3-beta-glucosidase 13
Exons: 2
Coding region: 266-1804 (512 amino acids)
Biological process (GO): carbohydrate metabolic process
Cellular component (GO): plasma membrane
Molecular function (GO): hydrolase activity, hydrolyzing O-glycosyl compounds
Source: RefSeq, a predicted model, not a curated record
GACACACUCCAUCGACACUCUCCAGCACUACAAUUUUUAAGCUAUUUUUGCUCUGUUUUUAACCAUAACCAGAUAAUCUCGACAUCCGUAAUCACUCUCAAGAGUAACUUUUUAGAAAGCGAAAGGAGCCGUUGCUGUUCUAAAAUCCAACCCAUAAAAGAAGCUUCAAGAAAUCCCUCAUUCCCAUUUUUCUUCUCUACACAAACAACAGCAGAGGAAGAGCCAAACAAAAGGGUUUGGCUUUCAAGUGAUAAAGAGAAGGAGAAUGGGGAAAAGGGUUGGAUUCAGUCUAUUUUUUCUUGGGAUUUCACUGUUCUUGAUACUUUUGGGCCAUUGCCAAGGAAGUAAUGUUGGAGUUUGCUAUGGAAGGAAUGCAGAUGACCUCCCAACACCUAAUAAAGUGGCUCAGCUAGUCAAACUUCAUAACAUCAAAUAUAUUCGGAUUUAUGAUUCAAAUAUUCAGGUUCUCAAGGCCUUUGCCAACACUGGUGUUGAACUUAUGAUUGGGGUUCCAAACUCCGAUUUGCUGCCAUUUGCCCAGUUCCAGUCUAAUGUAGAUACUUGGCUUAAGAAUAGCAUACUUCCUUACUACCCAGCUACGAAAAUAACGUACAUUACGGUUGGUGCUGAGGUCACCGAGAGCCCCAACAAUGUGUCUGCAUUGGUGGUGCCUGCCAUGAAUAAUGUACUCGCUGGCCUCAAAAAGGCUGGUUUGCACAAGAAGAUAAAAGUUUCUAGCACUCAUUCUCUCGGAGUUCUGUCUCGGUCAUUUCCUCCCUCGGUUGGGGCUUUUAGUAGUAACUAUGCAUCUUUCCUGAAACCAUUGUUGGAGUUUCUUGCUGAGAACCAAUCUCCCUUUAUGAUCAAUAUUUAUCCUUAUUAUGCAUAUCGAGAAUCCCCCAACAAUGUGUCAUUGGAUUAUGCACUUUUCGAGUCAUCGAAUGAAGUUAUUGACCCGAAUACUGGUCUGCUUUACACGAAUAUGUUUGAUGCUCAGAUCGAUGCUCUUUAUUUUGCUUUGAUGGCCCUAAAUUUCAGAACAAUUAGGGUGAUGGUAACAGAAACAGGUUGGCCAUCCAAAGGUUCACCAAAGGAGACAUCUGCUACUCCUGACAACGCUCAAACUUACAACACAAAUCUUAUCCGCCAUGUAAUCAAUAACACGGGGACACCUGCAAGGCCUGGAGAGGAACUAGAUGUAUAUAUCUUCUCUUUGUUCAACGAAAACAGGAAGCCAGGGUUAGAUUCCGAAAGAAACUGGGGAUUAUUUUAUCCCGACCAGACCAGCGUCUACAACUUGGAUUUCACAGGAAAGAGUGUGGUAGACAUGACUGCACAGGCAAAUAACACUGCUUCCAAUGGAACUGCUUGGUGCAUAGCUUCAAGCAAGGCGUCCGACAUGGACUUGCAAAAUGCCUUGGAUUGGGCUUGUGGUUCGGGGAACGUCGAUUGCACACCCAUUCAGCCAAGUCAGCCUUGUUUCGAGCCAGAUACUCUGCUUUCCCAUGCAUCUUAUGCAUUCAAUAGCUAUUUCCAGCAAAAUGGAGCCACUGAUGUUGCUUGUGGUUUUGGAGGGAAUGGAGUUAGGGUUAACCAGGACCCAAGUAAGUUGACUUCCACAAGCCACAACCACAUUCCCGUAACAUUCUUUAUAUAUUUUCAGUGUUAUAUCUGUUUUUCAAUUGCUUUUUAUAUAAGGGUAAAAUCUAAAAGACACAGAAACACUUUAGAUUGCCUAUUGCGAAUGCUUCCAAUACAUGUUGGACACUUGGGCACACCAAUGCAUAGAAUACUUGUUGAGUAGACUAAAAAGACACAUGACAAUAACAAUAAAUUUAAGCAUAUAAAUAUAUGAAACAUAUCAUUUCCAUGUCAUGUCCUAUAUUUCUAAAGCAUGAUGUGUUAUGGCGUCCGAUAUCCAUGUUUCAUGUUCAUAUCUAUGCUUCUUUAGGGUAAUUUAAAUUGAAAUCUACAUCUCUCUUUUGUGUAAAGAGUUCCAACGACUUUUAGGUAACAUAUCUGCUUUGGGAUUGUGUUUCCACUAGGAAAGCGGAUAUAUAAUGUUAACGUUUUUAGCUACUAGGAAGUGUUCCUAAUCUUGGAUUUGUAUCUUGACUUUGCAGGCUAUGAUAAUUGCUUGUAUGCAACAGCAGGG